Molecule: messenger RNA, 388 nt
Organism: Drosophila melanogaster (fruit fly)
Lineage: Eukaryota; Metazoa; Arthropoda; Insecta; Diptera; Drosophilidae
Exons: 1
Coding region: 36-287 (83 amino acids)
Source: RefSeq, marked reviewed
CAAGUAAAACCAAACAAAAAACCAAACCUACCAAGAUGUUCAAGUUCGUCGCCGCCGUCAUCUUCGCUCUGUUUGCCUGCGUGGCCGCCAAGCCCGGAAUCGUGGCUCCUCUGGCCUACUCCGCCCCCUACGUGGCGUCUCCAUAUGUGGCAUCUCCCUACGUGGCAUCCCCCUACGUGGCUGCCCCCUACACCGCUGCCUACACCGCUGCCUACGCCGCCCCCUACACCACCGCCUACACUGCUCCCUAUGCCGCCUACACCUCUCCUCUGCUCCUGAAGAAGUAGAUUCCCGGAAGGAUGAUCAACUUAAGAGGAUAGCACACGGACACUUGCAAUGAAACUGAAAUAAACUCGCAAACAAACGAACAUAUUUGUCUUUUACUCGG